Messenger RNA from Hermetia illucens (black soldier fly), 4039 nucleotides. RefSeq lists its product as uncharacterized. Gene Ontology annotation, biological process: cilium assembly; centriole elongation. The record is from RefSeq and is a predicted model, not a curated record. The transcript is spliced from 6 exons. Bases 157 to 3885 code for a protein of 1242 amino acids. Lineage: Eukaryota; Metazoa; Arthropoda; Insecta; Diptera; Stratiomyidae. Gene Ontology annotation, cellular component: centriolar satellite; centriole.
GAGCAGGAAGAAAGAUAAACGUCAAGUAGCUGCCAAAGGCAGGUCGCCGUCGUUUCGGGUCCACUGAGAUAUCGCGACAAGUGAUUGAAUUUCGUGUUUUUCCGGCGGCACUCCUACAUCGCAAACAAAACAAAUUCGCCAAAAUGUUGUUGCAAAAUGUCCUCAACCACUGAGAAUACUAAGUGUGAUCUUCCCCCGAAUGUGCGCGGAAAAACUCGCGGAACAUUGAAGUUAACAAUUCUGGACAUAAUCCCAAGCUCGCCGUCAAGCGUUACAAGUGGGACGAGCUCUAGUGCGAGUAGCAGCAUAAAAGGACGAAAUCCGAUCAAUGCCGUGGGAAGUGGUGGAGUUUCAGUGAAGUUUACGUGGUGGGGGCAAAGUCAUGAAAACAGUGCCACUGUGAUCUAUAGUCCCGCACAGAAACCCAAUAAGUCCCAGGCGGAAAAUCCCUGCGUCGAAUAUUCAAUCAAAACGUCGGCCAUCCUGUUCCAAAACUACUUAACCAAUUGUGAGCCAGUUGAAGUAAAAUUAACGUCGAAAAAAUCGAAUCUGCAAGUUGGAACCGCUUUCAUGAAGAUCCCGAGAAAUUUAGUCGAAAACUGUUCUAAAGGAAGCGCAGAAGAAACGCAAAUUGUGAAAAUUUUCAGUCCGAGGAAUGUUGCGCUUGGAGAAAUCAGACUAAAGUACAAUAUGUUGUUCGAGGUUCGUCCGGACAGUGCCCAAACUCUGUCAAGUGUCCCUGAAUUAAAAGCGGUGUGUCCCGGGAAGGAGAACGAGCUGCUCUUCUCGAGCCUAGAAUCAAGUCGAAGUUGCAAGAGUAUAAAAUCAGAUGUCAAUCACUGCAUCUCGUCGCUCAGACAAAAGUACAACCGCCCGAGCACAGCUACCAGCUCCAAUUCGCUGAGCACUCGCGCUCUUGACUAUCUAACAGGUCGAAAAAUGACGCAGGAGGAGCAGAAUAAGGCUCUGGAGGAAAUCCAAAGCUCAUCUCCUCUUGAAAGUCUGGUAACGGAGUUAACUACUCGCCUCAUGAUCCCUGCUCGUGAUGUUUACACUCGAAUUGACUCCCUGCGUCUGUCAAUCAAGUGGAUAGCGAUUUCGUCGGCUGGUGUUCGUGAGCUCGAAAGUCCCCAUAUUGAGGAUACGUCUUUCACCAUAGAAAGCCACAUUUCACCGAACUUACUUGGCAAUGUGCGAGCAAAGUACGAUUACGACGUGAUGCGCUUUUACUCAGAUCAUGUUGACGAAAAGGAAAAAAAAGUAUUCUUCAAUCGCGAUGCCAUCCGCUCGAUCCGAAUCUCAGAAUACGUGGACAAUGCCUAUAUCCGCUUCACAAUUUGGACCCGUCCGUUUGGCUCAAAGUAUUCACGCUGUUUCGGCACUGCAAUGUAUCAAUUUGCGAGUUUGCUGGAAACUGGCGGCUUGGAACACACAAAAAAGUUGACAAUAAAAUCAUGCACAGAUAAAACCUGUGUAGGAUAUGCAACAGUUAAGGUUACUAUUGGUACGAAAGGAGUACAUUUUGGAGAAGAUUUUAUGACAAUUAUGGAGGACACUAAUUUCAACGAAGAUUUUCCCACUUCACGAUCAAGAAAUUGCAAACUGCGUAAAGACAGCAUAACCGAAAUCCUAGGCAAAUUCGAAUCUUCGUGUAAAAAGUGUAACAAUAAUGAAACUAAUAAAAUUCCUAGCACUCCCAACUCAUCCCGGGGCUCUAACACAACCGAAAGAUCAUAUAGUGCGAGGGAAACAUCCUCACAUUCUAAAAACAACCAAACGGAGAAUGACAAUUCCGCAAACAUCACAAAGCCAACUGGCGAGAAGGAUAAUCGACAAAGUGUAAAAACUGAUAGCAUCAAUAGUGCAAACAAUCAUCGACUUCUACAAGGAUUAUUGUAUGUAGGUUCUAUUCGCAAUGUUCGAGAAUUGCAAAACGGCGGUUACUUUUUAGUAUGUCGAGCCUUCUGGAAGGAGGACGCAACGUCGACCGAUUUUUGUCAGAAUUACAAUUUCAACUUUUUGGAGACGUUCCCAGUCAUAAACAAUGAUGCGUUUCUAGAGCGGACUCGGAAUAACCAUCUCGAUUUAGAAUUAUGGCAGAAAUUUACCGAUGCACAUGAACAAUUAGUGGGCGUUGUCAAAUUACCUCUACAUCAGUUCUUUAUUGCUUUCCGUGACAAUGUAAUAACUAAUCAUUUGUGCCAGGCGAAGUUGCCUGUAAUAUCUAUUGAUGGAUGGGUAACAAUUACAAGCCCCCUUUCGGCUGAGUCUUGCGGACAAAUGCAAGCUCUACUAGCCAUUGGCACCGAAGAGCAACUGGAGUACUUAAAAAUUAGUCGUGGACUGUGUCUCAAUCGUGUUUGUGAUAAAACAUUAGAAACAUCACAAAAUAAAAUUCCCGUUCCACAAAUAGUGCCUACGCAAAAAUCUACUGAACGAUCAACGUCUAGUUGUGAUGCAGAAAGUCAAACAAAUUUUGCGGACAACAAUCAUGAAGAUGUAGGAACCCCGGCGAGACGUGAGCGUCUGUCUGAUUUGUUAGGCAACUUCAUUGAUAGCUUGGCGCAAAAGCUACCAGCGAACCAAGCGGCGCCAACAAUGGAAACACCUAUCCUUGACCAUCAGGACAAAUCCAAUUCAUCAACCCAAGGAUCUCAAGUACGAAGAACAUCUGAAUUGUUAGAUGUUCUUCAAAAGGCUCUAGUAACUCCUCCAACAAAUUUCGACGGAGCAUCAAACGCCAGUACACUGAAACCGCAGCCUUCCUUACUGCACUCGAAUUACUUAAAACCGAAGUUUGUAAAAAUUCUCUUAGAAAUUGAGAAUGCCUUGCAUCUACCUCGAAAUCCAGCUAAGUUUGGAAAUAAAAAGGUUUUUAAACGUAACAAUAAUGCAGGCAAAUGUAAACAGUCUCGCUUGCCGGUAGAUGAGGAGCCUAGUGCGUAUGUAACUUUUCAAGCGGAAGAAGGAUCGGGUCAAAUGAUAAAAUCACACGAAGGCAUGGUUUAUUCAACGAAUGUUGUGGAAAAGAGUUGCAGCCCAAUUUGGAAUCGACGUUUUGAAAUUUAUGUGCCCGCGGAUCUAAUGAAAAAUGACGAGAAACGUUUCAUUCUGAAAAUCUGGCGGAAAAGAGUAACUGAUUUAGCACAAUGUAGACUUCUACCGACGCCUAUGGAGGACGCAAUAAUUGGAUUUGCGGCUGUUGAUUUGAAUGUACUCCUAGCUGGCAUGCCUUGCAUAGCCGGGUGGUUCAAUAUAGUCGACUUCAACGGACGAAUAAAUGGGCAAAUAAAAGUGAACGUUCGACCGCUGGAGGACAUAUUGAAAUUUAAGGAUCCGCCGCCCUCACUAGCCAAACCCCCAACAGCUGAACCGAUGAACAUUUCUGAAAACAUGAUCAAAUCCGCGCAACCGUCUGCUGCUCUCGACAUGAAUAACUCCAUGUUGAGUCGGGCAAUAAAACGCAAAUUCACAGAACUCGAAGAGAUAACCGAAAGGCUUCGAGCUCGUUUGUUGGACGUAACUGGUGCGCCCGAAGCUCCUAUUUCAAUUCAUACUGAAGAAAUGCCUGGCGCGGAUCCGAACGAUGCACAAUUAGAUGAGUUUGAACAUGAUUUAAAUACUUCUUGCGAUGAGGAUAACAACGGUGAACAGUUGGACAAUUUUGGGUGGUUAGGAUUGUCGAACAAUCCGAAUACAAGUGGGCAGGGAGAUAGUGAUAUCAGUACAAGUGAUUCUCAAGAGCGGAUACAAAUGAUUUCUGAAUUUUUAAGAAAAACGGAUCUAAAUAAUCAAGACGAGGCCAACACGCUUAUUCAUCGAAAAGAACGAAAUCCGCCUGAAGGAGAGACUGCUAGUAGCGUGGAUAAAACGCAUGUUGACUGAUAUAAUUUUACGGUAAAAUCAAUUUAUUUUCAUCUAUGACUUAGUUUAAUGUUUGAAAGUGAAAACAAUUUAUAUUUUUAAGAAAAAUUUCAAUAUUUGAAGUGAAAAUUGUAAAUUAUAAGUAGGAUCUAUAUAAAAUUGUUUGCAAUUCCAA